CUUGGGGCGUGAGGUGAUUGGUGGGUGUGGGGGCGCGAGCCGCCCGGCCGGGCUCCGCACGGGAUGAGGCGGCGAAGGCAGCGGCGCGGAGUCGCGGAGGCCCUGGCGCCAUGGUUGUGGCGCCUGCUGCUGCUGUGGGGGCUCCUGGACGCGAAGGGGGCGUCCGGUGGGGGCGGCCGGUCGCUGCCCCAGUUUAGCGACGAUGUCCCGUUCCGAGUGAACUGGCCGGGCAGCGCGUUCAGCCUGCCUACUGCUGGAGUUUUGUACAAAGAAGAUCAUUACAUCAUUAUGACAACAGCAGAUAAAGAAAAAUACAAGUGCAUUCUUCCAGUAUUAGCCAGUGGAGAUGAGGAGGACGAGAAAGAUUACAAAGGACCUGGCCCAUUACAAUUGUUGGAACCUCUGUUUAAACAAAGCAGCUGCUCUUACAGAAUUGAAUCAUAUUGGACUUAUGAAGUCUGUCAUGGCAAGCAUAUUCGUCAGUAUCAUGAAGAGAAAGAAACUGGGCAGAAAAUAAAUAUUCAAGAAUACUAUCUUGGAAAUAUGCUACGAAAGAGCCUGCUGCUAGAUCCAGAUCGAGAAGAGAAGGAAAAUGAAAAAGACAGUGCAAAAGAGAUUCCUACAAAAAAUAUAGAAGGGCAGAUGACACCAUAUUAUCCCAUAGGGAUGGGAAAUGGUACACCUUGUAGUUUGAGACAAAACCUGCCCAGAUCAAGUUCAGUAAUGUACGUCUGUCAUCCCGAAGCAAAACAUGAGAUCCUUUCAGUGGCUGAAGUCACUACAUGUGAAUAUGAAGUGAUUAUUUUGACUCCUCUGUUAUGCAGCCAUCCUAAAUACAGGUUCAGAGCUUCUCCAGUGAACGACAUAUUUUGCCAAUCACUGCCAGGAUCCCCACUCAAACCCCAUAACUUGGAAAAACUGGAGGAACAGCUGGAGCAACAGCAAGAAAAGAUGAAGAUGCCUUUUAGAAGAGCCAAAGAGGAAGAAAGUAAUUCAGCAAAAGAAGAAAAAUUUUCAUCCUUCCACAAGCCAGUUGCUGUUGGAACCCCACAGCUGCUGACUGUUGGAACAACGCACAUCUCCAAACUGACCGAUGAUCAGCUCAUAAAAGAGUUCCUGAGUGGGUCUUACUGUUUCCAUGGGGGUGUUGGCUGGUGGAGAUACGAAUUCUGCUACGGCAAGUAUGUGCAUCAAUAUCACAAGGAUAAGGAAAAUGGCAAAACAACCAUAGUUGUGGGCACGUGGAACAAGGACGAACAUCUCGAGUGGGCACAGAAAAAUGUGGCUAGAGCAUAUCACCUUAAGGAUGAUGGUCUGCAAACAGUCAAAAUGGUGUCUCACUACUACGGAAACGGAGAUGUUUGCGACUUAACUGACAAACCACGACAGGUGACAGUGAAAUUGAAGUGCAAAGAAUCGGAUUCUCCCCAUGCGGUAACAGUCUAUAUGCUGGAGCCUCAUUCCUGCCAGUACAUCCUUGGGGUGGAAUCACCCGUUAUCUGCAAAAUUUUGGAUACAGCGGAUGAAUAUGGACUGCUCUCAGUGCCCAGUUAAUAGCACAUGGGCGUCCCUCAAAGGUUGGGGCCAUGAAAAUUGGACAAGGAAAGUCCUGCUAGGACUGGCCACAUGAAAAGAAGGUGAUGUGAAGUGCUGAGCAAGACCUCACCAGCAGGCAUAUAUAUAGCUAUCAUGAACCAAUUGUGAAUAUUGUAUGUAUAUAAGAGCCUAUUGAUAAACUUCUAAAAAUUAAA
Varanus komodoensis (Komodo dragon) is the source of this 1751-nucleotide messenger RNA. RefSeq names its product endoplasmic reticulum lectin 1 (gene ERLEC1). Gene Ontology annotation, cellular component: endoplasmic reticulum lumen. Bases 64 to 1554 code for a protein of 496 amino acids. The transcript has 14 exons. NCBI's taxonomy places the organism in Eukaryota, Metazoa, Chordata, Lepidosauria, Squamata, Varanidae. The record is from RefSeq and is a predicted model, not a curated record. Gene Ontology annotation, biological process: endoplasmic reticulum unfolded protein response; retrograde protein transport, ER to cytosol.